Ctenopharyngodon idella (grass carp) is the source of this 2697-nucleotide messenger RNA. It is a transcript of the gene api5, whose product is annotated as apoptosis inhibitor 5. Gene Ontology annotation, molecular function: RNA binding. Gene Ontology annotation, cellular component: nucleus. Lineage: Eukaryota; Metazoa; Chordata; Actinopteri; Cypriniformes; Xenocyprididae. The transcript has 14 exons. Gene Ontology annotation, biological process: negative regulation of apoptotic process. The record is from RefSeq and is a predicted model, not a curated record. The coding region runs from base 250 to 1863 and encodes 537 amino acids.
ACGUUCCAAAAACGCCGAAGUGACGUUCAUCCCGCCGCCGCACAGAGCAACAAACCCAAGCUGGCGUACCACACGCGAGAGCAACGUUUGCUUUCAUAAUAACAGAACUCUCACGGUCCACAUCACAUCUGUGCUUUAAAACUGUGAAGCGUUUGAGCACAUUUCGAGCGGAUACAGCGGAAAUAUCACAGAAGGAGCAGCAAAACUGCCGUAAUUCAUUGAAACCCCGCGGUGAAGUCGGACACGCUGAUGGCGGCGACAGUGGAGGAUCUCUACCGUAACUAUGGCAUCCUCGCCGACGCAAAAGAGGAUCUCAGCACGCACAAAGAUGCUUAUCAGGUAAUUCUGGAUGGCGUUAAAGGGGGUCCAAAGGAGAAGCGACUGGCUGCACAGUUCAUUCCUAAAUUUUUCAGCAGUUUUCCAGAGCUGGCCGAUGCAGCCAUCAACGCACAGCUCGAUCUGUGUGAGGAUGAGGAUGUAUCCAUCCGAAGGCAGGCUAUCAAAGAGCUCCCCCGUUUCGCAUCAGGAGAAAAUUUACCCAGAGUCGCAGACAUCCUCACACAGCUGUUGCAGACAGAUGAUUCUGCUGAAUUCAAUCAAGUUAACACGGCUUUGAUUUCCAUAUUCAAAAUCGACGCAAAAGGAACUUUGGGAGGCUUGUUCAGUCAGAUCCUGCAGGGAGAAGAUAUUGUUCGAGAAAGAGCAAUUAAGUUUCUCUCUACUAAGCUGAAAAUGAUGCCAGAUGACACGAUGACAAAGGAGGUUGAGGAUUACAUCUUCAUAGAGACAAAAAAGGUGCUAGAGGAUGUGACGGGGGAGGAGUUUGUGCUUCUGAUGCGUAUCCUGUCCGGGCUGAAGAGCAUGCAGACCGUGAGCGGGCGGCAGCAGCUGGUGGAGCUGGUGGUGGAGCAGGCCUUCCUAGAGCAGGCGCUAAACCCCGCGGAUGCUGACAGCGUCGACCGCCUCUUGCAGUGCACACGCCAGGCCUUGCCACUCUUUUCUGUGAGUGAAACCACAGCAACGAAAAAUGUGCAUUCUACUCGCUUUGUGACAUACUUCUGUGAAUUUGUUCUGCCUAACCUCAGUCUGCUCACCAGCCCUGUAGCAGAACUGGACAUCCAGCUUGAGGUACUAAAGUUGUUAGCAGAAAUGAGUCCGUAUUGUGGGGACAUGGACAAACUGGAGGUCAACCUUAAUAUGCUGUUUGAGAAGCUCCUGGAGUUCAUGCCCCUGCCUCCAGAGGAGGAGAACGGAGAGAACGCUGCAAAUGAAGAGCCCAAACUGCAGUUCAGCUACGUGGAGUGUCUGCUCUUCAGCUUCCACCAACUGGGCAAAAAGCUACCUGACUUUCUCAUCGACAAAAUCAGCGCAGAGAAGCUGAAGGACUUCAAGAUCAGGUUACAGUAUUUUGCACGGGGACUACAAGUAUAUAUCCGACAACUGCGUGUUGCUUUGCAAGGCAAGACUGGAGAUGCACUGAAGACAGAGGAGAAUAAAAUCAAAGUUGUGGCUUUGAAGAUCACCAACAACAUAAACGUUUUAAUCAAGGAUCUGUUUCAUAACCCUCCAUCCUAUAAAAGCACAGUCACUCUGUCCUGGAAACCGGUGCAGAAGACAGAGGCGGCGGCGGCAGCAAUUGGCCAGAAGAGGCACUCUGGAGAAGACAUCGGGACAACAGCAACAACAAAGAAGCUUCCCACAACUUUGCCCAGGAGGGACGCCCGGCAAAUAUACAAUCCACCCAGCGGGAAAUACAGUGCCAGCAUUGGGAACUUCUCAUACGAACAACGCGGAGGCUUCAGGGGCGGCCGCGGCCGGGGCUUCGGAGGAAGAGGGAACAGAAGCCGAGGCCGGAUUUAUUAAGAGGACUGCAUAUGUUUCUAUACCCAUGCAACUGCAUUACCACAACACAACAGUAUCUGUGCUGUGUUGACCCUGUUUCUCCCCGCUGGUACUUCCUGCGUCUCACAGUCCACCAUCCAUUCUGUUCCUCUCCACGUUGUUGUUUUUUUUUUUUUUUAUUCUUGGGUGUAUUUUUGAAAAUCCGUACACAGCCUCUUGUCAUUGGUUAUCUGUUUGGUUACAAAUGUGUGGAUUCUUUUUCUUUCUGGAUCAUCUUUGUGGAACAAAAGACUGCCAAGGUGUAUUUGUUUUUUUUAAGUGUUUUUGUAUGGUGACAUGCAUCCUUUGUAUCUUUUUUUUUUUUUAACUUUUUAAUUUUUCUGAGCUUUUGUCGGUUCAAAAAUCACAAAUUUGUAAGACGUAAAAAUAUCCUUCUGAAUUUUAUCAUAAACUUGUGUGGGUCAAAUCUUAUGCUUUCUUCCUUUUUUUUCCAGGACAUAAAUAUUUAAGUUUGUAUGACCUGAUGUUUUUGUUAACUUAAUUAUUUUGAGUUAAAGUAUAGAUUUUUUUUUUUUUCCCCCUUCAAGAUAAAAUAUUCCCUGGAAGUUGUCCUUUUAGAGUAGGAAUGUCUUUUCAAUCUAUUACAAAAAUAAUUUAAGAAACCAAUCGUGUUCAAAUAUUGCUUGCAUAGGUUUGAGUUCACUUUCGAUUUCAAAGAUUGUGCAUGCUUAGUUUGUAGGAGAUAUUUAAAUGUUUUUGAUUUACGCAGAUCAGACAUUUAUGUAUUGCAGCUGUUCGUUUUCAUUUCAAACAAGUUUUUUUUCACCCACAUUAAAAUCUUUUUGCCUUUUUCAA